CACAGAAAAAAAAUAGGAUUUUCUACAAAUUCAAAAGCCAAUCAGCUGUUUGAUCAGGAGACAGACAGGCGUUUCUCGUCCUGCCCUGGUUCGUGCAGCGGCCGCCUAGAUCUCGUGAGUUUAUCGGUGACCACGUGUGCGUAACGUCAGAGCAAGUCUGUAUCAAAUCGGACACAAAUCCAUCCGGUAUUCAUCGCGCAGCGGUCGCAGGAGAUCGAUCCCCUCAGACUGUCUCCUCUCUGAGGAGCGAUCUGCGUAAGACCAGUGUGCGUGUCGACGGAUGCGUCAUUUCUGACUGUAGCUUUUCAACAGAGGAGAACAGGAAUGAGUCAGUGUCAAGGUGAGGAGCAGGAGGAGGUGACUGAGGUGGUAUGUCAGGAGGAGGACCUGAAAGAUGGACAGAUGAAGGAAGUGACCGUGGGGGAGCAGAAGGUGUUGCUUGUUCGCACUCAGGGUCAGUACAGCGCUGUUGGAAGCAAGUGUUCCCAUUACAACGCUCCCCUUGUCAAAGGAGCACUGGUUGGCGACAGAGUGAGAUGUCCCUUUCAUGGUGCUUGCUUUAAUGUCAGAACUGGAGACAUCGAAGAGUAUCCAGGUCUGGACUCUCUGCCUAGUUAUAAGGUAAAAGUUGAGGAUGGCAAGGUGUAUGUUUCCAUCAACAAAAAUUCUCUGAAGUUGACGAAGCGCGUGAAGGAGAUGUGCAGCAAGGCACCAGACAACAAACACACUAUUCUGCUGAUAGGAGGAGGACCGGCCUCGCUGGUUUGUGCUGAAACACUGCGGCAGAACUGCUACGAAGGUCGAAUCAUCAUGGUAACCAAAGACACGCUGCCUCCAUUCGACAAGCCCAAACUGAGUAAGGCUUUGGAUCUGGACAGCAGCAGCAUUCUCCUCCGACCGAGUGACUUCUAUCAACAGUAUGGUGUUGAGGUGUGGACUCAGAAGGAGGCGGUGUCGGUGAACCCGGUUGAUAAGGUGGUGAAGUUGUCUGACGGCUCUUUGCAGCGUUACGACCAGCUUCUAAUCUCAACCGGCUGUCGAGCGCGACCGCUCCAGUGUCCCGGUUCGGACCUGAAGGGAGUGAAGUUGCUGCAGAGAUAUGAAGACGCCAAAGAGAUUCACAACUCCGGUCUGGGCCAGAAAGCUGUUGUGAUCGGAUCCUCCUUCAUAGGUAUGGAGGUGGCAUCCUACUUAUCAAACAAAGCGUCCAGUGUGGCCGUGGUUGGCACUUCCAGAUACCCGUAUGAGCGCUCACUGGGGCCAGAGAUCGGCAAAAUGAGUAUGCAAAUGUUGGAGGAACAAAAUGUAAAGUUUUACAUGAACGACGGAGUCACUGAAAUCCAAGGGGAGAACGGCAAGGUGAAGGGAGUGGUGCUGAAGAGUGGUACAGUCCUGGAGGCUGAUGUGGUGAUUGCCGGGAUUGGUGUCAUCCCCAAUUCAGACUUCUUGGCAGGAAGCCAGUUGGAAGUGGAUUCAAGGAAAGCUGUGAUUGUCGACAAGUUCAUGAGGACCAAUAUACCAGAUAUUUUUAGUGCUGGAGACAUCACAUCUUUCCCUCUGACCAUUCGUGGAGACCAAAGGGUCAACGUGGGUCACUGGCAAAUGUCACAAGCUCAAGGAAGAGUAGCCGCCUUAAACAUGCUAAAGAAACCAACCAAAUGUGAGUCUGUUCCUUUCUUCUGGACUGUUUUACUUGGGAAGAGCAUCAGAUACACAGGCUAUGGGGAAGGAUACACAGAAAUCAUAUUCAAAGGCAAAGUGGAAGAAAGAAAGUUCCUGGCGUUUUACAUCAAAGAUGAGGUGGUGGUAGCGGCCGCCAGCCUGAUGUUCGACCCAGCUGUGGCCCAACUUGCAGAGCUGAUGGCGGCUGGCCGGAUUAUAACAAAGGCACAGGCUCAAGCUGAUGACCUGAGCUGGCUGCAGAUGUAACCAGAUGCCUGCUGUGUGAUAACACCUGUCAGUGACGAAGGACCUCGCCUUUCUCUUUCUCGUUCCUCUCUUGUUUUAACUACAGCUCUACUAUAAGCUUUUAGCCAACCAACAUAACUAUGCACAAACAUUUUUUUUUACUUGAAACUCCAAGAUGCCAAAAACACUCACUUCAAUAGCAUUUUGUAGUAUAGUCAUAUUUAUAUAAUAAUAAUAAUAAUAAAGUAAUAGUAUUUUUCAUACUAUUUUAUCCACUUAAAACUUUCUGAAAACACACAAACCACUCCACAAUAUAUUUAAGUAACUUUGAGUAACUUUUUUUAGAAUCUAAAAUACAAAGGUCAGUUAAAAUGCUGUGCUCAACAAAUACAUUGAUGAAUAGGUUAAUUAUUAACAGUUUUUUUACUUUCAUCAAUACCGCUGUUAUUUAAUCGAUCAUAAAUGUUAAUAGCAAAGAUAUUGUUUAUCUAUCAUAUAACUUGUAAUUCAAAUCCGCAUGAAUGAAUAGAAGAAGAAAGCGCUUUAAGUAAUCUUACCUUUAAUUUACCUUUAUGCUGGAUGACAAUUUAAGCUCAGGUAUUAAACAAACCAGAUUGUCCAAAUCAUACUUACUGUUGUCAGCUGCAGAAUGAGGAUGUUUUUUCUGUCUAUUCUGUGUAUUUUCUUAAAUAGUUUGUUACACUGAUAACAAUAAAUCAUUACUCAACAGUAGAUAACCUUUUCAUCGGUUUUAGAUUUUCAAUUGCUUCUGAGUUGGUGACGCAACAAAACACGACUUUAAAAAUCUUAAUCUUUAGUUAUAGUUGAACAUUUCUCAUCAAACAGCAGAGUGAUUUUCAGCCUUUGGAGUUUUACUUCCACUUUUGUUGCUCAUUGCUGUUUUGAGUCUGUGUGUCCUGGUUUCUGUCAAUUUGCCCUUGUGCAUUUUAUAAACAGCCCCACUACUGUACCUGCAAGCAGGGAAGUCCACUCUCAGAAGUCUUUGCUUCUUUGCUUACGUCACUGGCUGCAAAGAAUUAAACCGGUCAGAGUCUCAGUCUCGUCAUGUCUCAGCCAUGUAACCGUAUAACCUUGUUUGUAUUCCAUGCGUCGUCCAGUCC
This is a messenger RNA of Anoplopoma fimbria (sablefish), 3029 nucleotides long. RefSeq names its product apoptosis inducing factor mitochondria associated 4 (gene aifm4). Gene Ontology annotation, cellular component: cytoplasm. The record is from RefSeq and is a predicted model, not a curated record. Bases 325 to 1929 code for a protein of 534 amino acids. Gene Ontology annotation, molecular function: oxidoreductase activity, acting on NAD(P)H; flavin adenine dinucleotide binding; 2 iron, 2 sulfur cluster binding. The transcript is spliced from 19 exons. NCBI's taxonomy places the organism in Eukaryota, Metazoa, Chordata, Actinopteri, Perciformes, Anoplopomatidae.